CGGGCGGGGCGUCGCGUCGCCAUGGCGGCCAGGGCCCGAGCUGGCCCACCGGCCGCGUAGGUGCGAGCCUGGAUCCGCUGGUGAGACAGGAGGAUGAUCUCGCGGUACACGCGGAAGCCGGUGCCCCCCGACGCCCUGGGGAUCCAAGGAAGUACAAAAAAUUCCUUAGAACAACAUCCCCUGCCAGACUCACUGGAUGAUAGUUAUACUUCCACGGAAAGUCAAGAAGAUAUUUCAAGUGAGUCUGAAAGUACAAGAGAUUCAAACUACCAAUUUGUCACUUCGGUGGACAAUGGGAACUCAUGGUCAGCUAGUCAGAGCUUCACAGGCAACUCCACAGAAGACAGCUCCGUCUUUUCUUGGGGCUAUGAUGAAUUUGAUAAAGCUGCUACAUGGCAAGUUCAACAGAUAUUCAGACACAUUGAUGAGCUUUUGUAUGAACAGAAAACAAGUGUGUAUGUUGAAGGCCUAGAGGAAGAGUGCCAACAAUGGAUGUCAAACUUCCCCCAUCUCAGGAUUAUAGGGAAACAAGUGGUGACUCCCACAGAUGAAGGCUAUGGGUGGUAUUCUGCGUCAUCUUGCAACACCUUAGAUUUAUCAGACAUGAGCCCAAUGCAAGAGAGAGAUCCUAGUGAGUUUAAUAUUUUGGGCAAAAAAGUUCUCCCCUCUGUUACUCCUGCUUGUAUAAAAGAUAACAUUUCAAAACCUCCUGAAUUAUGUUUACUUGAGAGUGAAGAAGGAGAAGAUGGUUUGAUUGUCUCCGAAGGCAUAAUGGAAGAAUAUUUAGCAUUUGACCACAGAGACGUGGAAGAAGGGCUGCGUGAAUGGAAAACGGGGCUUUCACCAGGCAGAAGAAAAUUAGGCUUUCCUCCCGUCUCACCCUCAUACUGCAUGAGAGAUGCUGUUCGUUCCUACAUUUUUGAUGAUGUGUGGCGCGAAGUCCUGGGCUCUAUGGAGCAGCUGAUCUGUAGACACUGGGAAGGGGCAGUCUCAGUAGAAGAUGAGAAGAAUGUCUUAACAGUAGAAACAAGCCGGACAGAUUCAGGAAGCCCUUUUAUGCAGACAGAACCUUUGCCAUUGUUGUUACCUCGAAUGCCACAAGCCAAGAUGCCCUCCAUCCCUCCAAAUCUGGUCAGUCUGUCUCAAGGAACAAGCAGUGGACCACAGCGAAAUUUGAAUGGUCUGAUGGUGAUUCAUGGGAUCCCUAUACAGCAAAGGAACUUGCCUCUGAUGGACAAAAUAUUAGACUUGGAUGACAGAUUGCUUAUGAGACCAGGCUCCAGUUCUAUCCUGUCAACCAGAGCUCGGCCAAAUCGCCCACUUGAGCUCAGUACUUCUUCUCUGUCGUAUUCUGCCCAGUCUGCCAGAAGGCGCAAUCCACCUCCACGUACCCUGCAUCCCCUCAACACCAGCUAUUCUCGCUCAGGGACGCCAAGACCGAUGGAUGAAGUCAUCAGGGGAACACGACUAUCUACUGCAAACGAGCAACUGUCAUCACCUUCCCCAAUGCCACUGAGUAGAAAUAAUCUCUUGCCUCCUAUUACUGCUGUAGAUGCGAUGGAACAUUUAGGAUCCCAAAAGCAAAUGAAAUCCCGGGGUCAUGCUAGCCGGGCUCACAGUGCAAUAGCAGAUGAGAUGAAUCAUCAGCCAAUACAAGAAAGAUUUUUAUUACCUGACAGUUUCUCCAGGCCCAAUACGUCACAUGCAUUCUGGCCAGACUCACAGUAUCGUCGUUCAUGCACCAUAAUUGAUUAUGCUAAUCAACCCCGAAGUAAUAAAGGAUCUGCAGGCACAGAUUCUAUUAACAUAGGAGUGAUGGGAGUCAGUUUAGGGAUAUCUAGUUCUUCCUAUAUUAAUUGUUUCCACCAUCAGCCUCUUGGUCAUUUCGUUAAUGAGGAUGAGGAGGACAAAGAUCAUCCUCCAUUGGUAGGUCUGCAGUUACACGGUUCUGUGAGAACUCACAGUCGAGGCGGAUCAAGAAGCAAACAGGGGCUUUAGCAUGGUAUGAGAAAAAGCCACCCAUGUCCAAGAUAAGGGAAGCACCUGUAGACAUUUUUAAAAUCAGUAUUCAACUGUAGCAACAUCAAACCUGUUUACAGAAGAACUCUAAAUAUUUCUUAGAGCUUUAUUUUUGUAUGUACCUAAACUGCCAAAGACAAGUUUGUAUUGGAAUUUUGUUCCUCUAGAUACGUUGUACUAUUCUAUGGGACAUUGGUCUUGUAUUCUAGAAACCUGCUCACCUCAUGCAUCCUGUUGCUUACACAUUCCACUACAGUUGGUGCCUGGCUGAAGAACGGAUUCCUGUACUAGUAGUAAUACUGUUGUAACACCACCUGACUUGCCAGUUAAUAUUUAAUGGCACAUAUUUAGUUAUAUUCGAUUACUGCUUGGACCAAUUUCUAGUAGUUCCUCUAACAUUAUAAAAAGUUAAAGGUUGUCAGUACCAAAGAGUCACAUUUUUGGGAGAAACUGCAGAACCUCAUAAAUGAAAGGUCAGCAAGAUAAAAAGCUUAUACUGUAGUUAAAUGUGUUAAUGUAUUUAAAUGUAGUGUAUCAUUAAAAUCAGACCUCUUCAACCAUGGACUGAGCUAUGACUACAAGAAACUGAAGCAGUUGUAUAUGCUACAACUGUACUUUAGGUGCUUAUUUUCCCUUGUUUUGUGUAAAGCAAGACGUUUGGUAAAAACCUAUAAGCCACUAUUUCUGUGCUGCAGUCAAGUUCAGUUUUAGGAUUCUCACAUUGGGGGAGAGAGAACACUUUCUACGUAUUGUAGGAGACACACCUAGUGAAAUAUGUUAACUUAGAAUUAGUUAGAAAAAGCAUAGCUUACAUGGAAUAUUGCAUUUAAUGUUUUCUAUAAUUUGAACAUAACAAAGAUUAGUUCUAGGUCACUAGUCAAAGUGCCAGACCGCAAAUGUACAAAACUGUGUAAAUUAAAGAUAGCUUUGCAUUAUAUUCCAAGUACCAUGUGAAACUUGUAAAAGCCAGGAUGGGAACCCACACUUAUUAAAUUGUAAAAUGGAGUAAUUUUUAUAUGUAAAUAAAAAUAUUUUCUUAACUGCA
Molecule: messenger RNA, 3064 nt
Organism: Varanus komodoensis (Komodo dragon)
Lineage: Eukaryota; Metazoa; Chordata; Lepidosauria; Squamata; Varanidae
Gene: FAM149B1
Product: family with sequence similarity 149 member B1
Exons: 15
Coding region: 94-1998 (634 amino acids)
Biological process (GO): protein localization to cilium; cilium assembly
Source: RefSeq, a predicted model, not a curated record